Molecule: messenger RNA, 2932 nt
Organism: Labrus bergylta (ballan wrasse)
Lineage: Eukaryota; Metazoa; Chordata; Actinopteri; Labriformes; Labridae
Gene: cdc34a
Product: cell division cycle 34 homolog (S. cerevisiae) a
Biological process (GO): ubiquitin-dependent protein catabolic process; protein polyubiquitination
Molecular function (GO): ubiquitin conjugating enzyme activity
Source: RefSeq, a predicted model, not a curated record
ACAUGGGGAGUUAAUACCUGGGGCUGCCCGGGAUUGUUCACAACAACAGAGGAAGCCGCUCGAGCUCAGUGACCAAAUAAAACAAAGUCGCGAUUUUUUUUUUUGUAUCCUGUUUGAAACCACGCUAACGGAAACUAACGUCACCGCGUCGCUUCACCGAUCGCUGUUGUUUUGUUACCGAGCUAGUAGCUUUGUCACGGCUGUGGUAGGUCCGCUCUGUAUAUUUAAACAUAUCCUAGUGGAAUAUGGCUCAGCAUGGACAUCAUGUAGCCAGUUCCCAAAAAGCACUGAUGUUAGAGAUGAAAAGUCUCCAGGACGAGCCGGUCGAAGGGUUCAAAAUAACUUUGGUGGACGAGUCGGACAUGUACAACUGGGAAGUGGCGAUAUUCGGACCCCCGAAUACACACUACGAGGGGGGUUAUUUUAAGGCUCGCAUCAAGUUCCCAGUCGACUACCCAUACUCUCCACCUGCUUUCCGCUUCCUCACCAAAAUGUGGCACCCCAACAUUUAUGAGAACGGAGAUGUUUGCAUCUCGAUUCUGCACCCUCCAGUGGAUGACCCACAGAGUGGGGAGUUGCCUUCAGAGAGGUGGAACCCCACACAGAACGUCAGGACCAUCCUGCUCAGUGUGAUCUCCCUCCUGAACGAGCCCAACACCUUCUCCCCGGCCAAUGUGGACGCCUCGGUUAUGUACCGCAAGUGGAGGGACAGCAAGGGCAAGGACAGAGAAUACAUCGAGAUCAUCAGGAAGCAGGUGCUUGCUACCAAAGCUGACGCAGAUCGGGACGGCGUCAAGGUUCCCAUCACGCUGGAUGAGUACUGCGUCCGCACCCAAGUCCCGCCCACAGACGACGGCUCCAAUCUUUUAUACGAUGACUACUAUGAUGAUGAGGAACUGGAUGAUGAUGAUGACGAGGAGGAUAACGAGGACUGUUGCUAUGACGAGGACGACUCAGGCACAGAAGACUCCUGACCUUGCCUGCCUGUCUGUGAUGCCCCCCAACUCCCCCCAUCCUCCUUCUCUUUUUAUGAACUGAAGUUUAUUCCCCUUUUCCUCCUCAGUUCCACCUUAGCACUGUCCCCCUGUCCACCUUCUGCCACAGGGGCAGUCACAGUAUGCACACUAAAACCUGAUGCAUCCAAGAAAGAAAGCUACAGAGUCUUUUGUUUGUUUCUUAAAUGUUUAUUUUUUUAAUUUCUUGUCCGCGUAGAGGUUACACACACAGGAGCACAACUUGUUUAACUGCUGACUUGUUUGAAUUUCUAAAACCUUAUUCUUCCGUAAACAUUGAGCUGAACAAGCCAAUCUGAUGGCCGAGUCGCGCCUUGUCUGGACUUCAACAUCAGCAGAGUGGGAUGUAACGUCCCAGGUCAGAUCAGAUCAGAGUCAAACAAGUAGAGAGCAUUUGCAAAGCAGUAGAGUUGCCGUGUAGUUUGUGUUUUUUUUUUUUUAAAAAGCAUCACUUCUCUGAGCCAUGUGUGUGACUUCUGGUUAGCAGGCUAAGUUGAAGCUCUGCAAACCCUCCACCUUUUAUCCUUUGAGCCUUUAGGGGCUUGUGCUGCUCCAGGGAACAGGGAAGUUAUCCAUUUCAGAAAAAGCUGUUCACAUUCCCUUGUGCCUUCCCUCUCUCCCUGAUAUAUCACAGAUCUGAAUGACUGGUGGGACAGACUGUGCACAUGGCGGGAGAUAUUUCAGGCUCACAUGGUCCCAGGUGGGGGUACCGUGCAAACUGCGCCCUACUGAUGGAAUAAGUUUCAAGUUAUUUAUAGCAGCACCUGUCAGAUUUGUUGGGGAGGUGGUUGGAGCGAGAAAGGUGAGAUCCAACAGCUGAACUAAAGAAUGGAAUACAGAUCAGAAACCCACAAAUGUCCUCCACUGCCCGCCAUGCAGCCUUCGUCAUACAAGCACGUGCUACUCAUGGCCUGGAUGCAUUAAGAAACAGCUAGCAGAGCCUGCUGUUCCUCAUGAAAUCCAAUGUACUGUAUCAACAAAAAAAACUAUGCAGUCAGUGCUUGAGCCUACUUAAUAUGCAGUGCUUUAAACAUGGCAGUAAAGCUGAGCCUUUCAACAGUUUGACCAGAACUCAAGCUUGAGUUUUCAAAGCCAGCGACGUUCCUGUGAGCACUUUGGACUGACUUUGUCCUCAGCUAGGGAUAGAUCUGUGGAGUUGUAUCGGUCUUUUUUUUGCUUUCUGGUUGUUUUCUUUAUUCUAACUCAGAGUAGCUCAAGUCCCCCAGAGCAGAAGAAAACAAGGUUGAGAUUGUUCACUAGCCUCUGGGAAAGUUCGCCCCCUAGCAGUAGCUGUGUGUACACACAUUUUAAUUCCCCCUCUAUGAAAUGCUUGACUGGGUUGCAGCCAUCUUGACUCUCACCUGUAUAAAUGAACCCUGUUACUUCAGAGUAGAAGAGGUAGCAGUGUGAGUGAUUGAGACCUAUGGGAAUGGCCCACUGAAGGGGUGUUGUUUUCAGUGGAUCCCAUUUGAAAGGCUCUCUAUAUCACCAUCCAGCAAUAUUUCUGUGUUAACCAUGAAUAUUCGCUGAUUGUUGAUAAGAUGUGCUACAAAGUGUUGAGAAGAAUUGCAUAAAUGGGAAGGCAUGGGGCUAGGGUUGACCUUGGAGCAUGAACAGGAGACUAUGGUUCUUAACUAGCAUGCUGUUAUGAUGUGUUUGUGGUUUUAGAACUGCUAUAAGGGUCGGGAUUGUGUCCAAGGAGAAAGGUUCUCUUCUUAAUUUUAUCUAAACUGUUGCAUUAAGGGCUGAGGGUUGUCCUUUUUUUUUUCCUUUUCUUUCUUAUGCUUUGAUAUAACUUUUAUUUCCAAAUUGUGGUGUGAGCUAAAUUGUUUUCUAUCUUAUUUGUAUUAAGUGCUACCAAUAUUGAUCUGAUUGUGAAAACCCAGGAUUGUUCAUGAAAAAUCAAAUUUAUCAAAAAA